This is a messenger RNA of Poecilia latipinna (sailfin molly), 2818 nucleotides long. Its product is annotated as PDZ and LIM domain protein 5-like. Gene Ontology annotation, molecular function: muscle alpha-actinin binding; actin binding. The transcript is spliced from 12 exons. The record is from RefSeq and is a predicted model, not a curated record. The coding region runs from base 16 to 1611 and encodes 531 amino acids. Gene Ontology annotation, biological process: muscle structure development; heart development; actin cytoskeleton organization. Gene Ontology annotation, cellular component: filamentous actin; stress fiber; Z disc. NCBI's taxonomy places the organism in Eukaryota, Metazoa, Chordata, Actinopteri, Cyprinodontiformes, Poeciliidae.
AAGGCGUAUUUUGAUAUGAAAAAUAACGUGGUGGACAAUGAUAAUAAUUUCAUCUUUUUUUCUUCUUCUUUUCACUUCCUUUACAGGUCCAGUGUUUCUAAGCCCCCUCCAGUGGCACCAAAGGACAACCGAACAGACCUCAUAAAACCAGUAGCCAUCAGCCAUCCCUCUGUUUCACAACAUCCCCAGUCUCAGUGCUCUGCCCCUCACAACAAAACCCCCAGACCUUAUGGGGGCUGCAGCUCUGAGGGUGUAUACUCUCCUUCACAGUCACCUUUCACCACCUUCAUCCCUUCCCCAUCCUCUGCCUUCACUCCUGCCUCAUCCCACAUUGGUCCUGCCCCUCCUCCUCCUCUUCCUCCAGGUUUCCCUUCUCCUCCUUUGAUCUCUUACCCGUCCUCUGCAUCCUCUUCCUCCUCCCACCCUGUCCUGGUUGCGCCUCAGCCAUCAGUGUAUAACACACCGAUCAACCUCUACUCAACUGAAAAUGCGUGUGAGGUGGCCAUGGGGCAAAGGCGGGGCCUGUUGGAGAGUCAGGGAGGAGCCUUACCACAGUUUAAUGGUGGACCUCAAAAUACUUUAAAAAAACCUCUGCAUCUGCCUCCAAGUAUUCCCAGGAAACAUGUUGUGGACACAGACAUCCAUUUUUACCAUGUGCCUUCUCACGCUGAUGCCAGCAGAAAGCGCAUAAUGGAGGACACAGAGGACUGGCGUCCACGCACGGGCACCACCCAGUCCCGAUCUUUCAGGAUUCUGGCUCAGAUCACAGGCACGGAGAACGUUCAAAAUGAAGAAGCUGAUGCAUCAAAGAAGACAAUUGAAGAGGAUGAGGAGUCACAGCUUACCUCCCAUGAAUCUGCUGUUGUAAAAACUAUGAUGAAAGGAACUGCUUCAAACCACGGACAAGGAGUACAGAGUGGUUUGAUCACUCCAUCUUUUGGAAUGAAGGGUAAUGGGAGUGCCAGUGUCCUCAGGGGUCCUGUUCCAGCCCGACCAGUGCCUCAACCCCACCCCAAAGAUGAGGACACUCUGGUCCAGAUGGCAGAACACAUUCCUGCUGGGAUGCGAACCCCCAUGUGUGCCCACUGCAACAUGGUGAUCAGAGGACCAUUUUUGGUUGCUAUGGGAAAAUCAUGGCACAAGGAGGAAUUUAACUGUGUCCACUGCCGUACAUCCCUGGCAGACAUAGGGUUUGUGGAAGAAAAAGGCUCUGUGUAUUGUGAACACUGCUAUGAAGAGUUUUUUGCACCAACCUGCAGCCGCUGCCAGGCCAAGAUAUUGGGGGAGGUAAUCAAUGCCCUGAAACAAACAUGGCACAUCUAUUGCUUCAUGUGUGCUGCCUGUCAGCAGCCAAUCAGGAACAACACAUUUCACCUGGAGGAUGGGGAACCUUAUUGUGAGCAAGACUUUUACAGUUUGUUUGGGACCGGUUGCCAUGGCUGCGAGUUCCCUAUUGAGGCUGGAGACAAAUUUCUGGAGGCACUCGGUUACAACUGGCACGACACCUGCUUUGUUUGUGUUGUGUGUUGUGCCUCUCUGGAGGGUCAGACCUUUUUCUCCAAAAAGGACAAACCUCUUUGCAAGAAACAUGCUCACCCAGUGAAGAUAUGAAGCUUCAAAUGGCUCUCUGCCUCUAUUUUCUCUCUUGUCAAAGGAUGCAGAAAUACAGGGCUUAUAUUUACCAGUGGAUUUAGGCUUUGACUAAGUUAAUUGAGGAUGUAACUAAGCAGAUUAGUUUUAUUUUAACUCUUUAACAGAGGGGUGGGGGAUAAUAUAAAACCUUUUUUGAGCUUUGUAUAAAACCUGAGGAUUUGCUUUGAUUCUUUCAUACACAAAGUUCAGCCUUGGAGUUGCAGUCUCCAGUCGAGCACUUGCCCCUCAGAGCUUCUCUCCCUCACACUGCUCAACCAGACUAGCGUCGGCAGCAGUUAGCAUACCACUUUUUGAGCAGCGUGUCUGCUGCACUUAUUAUACAAACCACCUCUCAGUUGAUUGCUAAUGAUUUUAAAUACAAUCCAUUUUAUACAAUUUAAAAUUGCCUUAAUUUUAAUUACCCAAGAACGGUUGUAAACGGCAAAAUGGAUGAGCUUUGUUGUGAUGAUUUGCUGACGGUGGAGUGUCAGAAAGAGUAGGAGCUUCUUAAAGAGACAGAGGCCCAAUUUCAAGGCGCCAAAUUACAAAGUCAGAAUUCUUUCAAGUCGUGUUGGACAUAUGCAACAUUUUUAUAACAAUUGAAGGCAACAUAGUUUCUUGAUCAUGCUAUAAAAUGACACUAUUUGCCUGCAAAUAUAUUAUACUGCCCCAUGAAAUAAGUUCAUUAUACUUAUGCACACAAGAUGUUGUAGUGAUAGUUAAUCAUUUUUGUAAGACCACAGUUAGUCAUAGUUUCUUACACACAAAUAUUCUAACUUGAUUCAUUACAUAAUCCUGAUUUUAACCUUGAAGCUAAAAUACAUCCCUGGUUUGUCUGCAGACACAGUAGAAUAAUUAGAAAUCACUCAUUUUCAUUGUAAAAAAAAAAAAAAAAAGUAAAAUAGCUAUAUGUUUUAACCCAAGCCAUGAGAAUUUGUUGCAACAGAAUAUUAGCAAUUAGUUUUCAUGAAAGCAUCAUUGUUUGCUAUUUUUAAUGUUAAGAUUUGAUUUUCUUUUCACAGUUGUGCAAAUUUUAAUUGAUUAUCAGUAACUUACAUUAACCUUUGUAUUCUUUUAUGUCCCUAUAUCCAAAACUAUUUCAAAAAGAGUAUUCAAAAUUUUAGUAUUUGUAUUAAGAUGAACUAAAUGUGGAUGUGUUACUUUAAUAAAAGAUUUUAACUAACCA